Molecule: messenger RNA, 1489 nt
Organism: Macadamia integrifolia
Lineage: Eukaryota; Viridiplantae; Streptophyta; Magnoliopsida; Proteales; Proteaceae
Product: VAN3-binding protein
Exons: 9
Coding region: 184-1302 (372 amino acids)
Source: RefSeq, a predicted model, not a curated record
UGAUCUCCUAACUAGCUGGGUUGACCCCAUUAGUCUCCUUUCAAAUGAUUCUUAUGUGACAGAAGCCAUCCUCCCAUCUCGAUUCGACGUAUCGGUUUAAACAAAUCACAGACUAAGCUAGCACUCAUUAUAAGAGAUGCUUCUGAUUUCAAUCUAACUAGUCUCCAAUCCCUUGAGGAACCAAUGGACUUUCUUUCGCGAGCUUGGUGCAAUUCUGCCAUUCAAGUGUACCAACCAGGGGAACAAGAUCAGUCUAUGGUUCACCAAGAUAAGAUGCUUAAGUCACCGGAAAACAACCCCACGAAAGCUUCAUUUCCGAAGAUAGAGAAGAGCUUGAAGAUAGAUGAUGGAGACAAAAAGGCUGUGCCCCCAUGGAAAUCAAAUGAUUUGAAGUCAUGGAUUUGGCUACAGCAAGCAAUGCAUCCGGAAGUAAACUACGACCGAUGUUUUCGAAAAAAAUGGGCUCCAUGGAAGCUAAUACCAUUUAAGAACAUGAUUUCUCUGAAGAAAUGGUUGAAGGAGAUAAGGCAGAGGAAAAAGGAAGAAGAGAGAGUGGAGAGAGCUGAAGUGCACGCAGCUAUAUCAGUUGCAGGUGUUGCGGCUGCACUUGCAGCCAUUGCUGCAGAGAACAACAACACCACAAAGGAAGCUGCAGUGGCUACUGCAGCUGCUCUUGUUGCAGCACAAUGUGCACAAGUAGCAGAAGCCAUGGGUGCCAAAAGGGAGCAGCUCAGCACUGUCAUGGGUUCCGCCAUGAGCAGUACUAGUGCCACUGAAAUUUUAACACUUACAGCUGCAGCUGCUACUUCAUUGAAGGGAGCUGCUACCCUAAAAGGGAGGCCAAGUCACAGGGAUAAGAUCAACGGGGUUGCACCAAUACUUCCCAUUGAGGAGAACAAUGAUUUUGACUUUGACUUUGAUAAGGGUAGAUCUCUGCUCGCAAAGGGAGCUGUGCUUGGAGUGGAAUCACCAGAUGGGAAGAGCAUGCUGAGAUCGGUAUCUAUUAUCCUCAACAAUGAAGCAAAGGUUAUUCUCAAAAUCAAGAAGAUCAACAUGCUUCCAGUCUUUGCAAGAACAAAAGAAAGUGUGGUGUUGGACUUGCAUGCAGAGCUAUACAAAGAUUCCGAUGGUGAGGAGACAGAUACAUCUUAUCUCAUUGUGCUUACAACAAGUCGAGGAACGAUCAAAGUAGAUAUGAUGGACGAUUACGGGCAUUACAAGAUAUGGGCAAUGACUAUAAAUCAUAUGCUCAUGCUCUCUACUUCAUUUACUAGAUACGAACUACAAUUUUAUAAAAAUUGAUGAGUUCGUCUUAAUUUAUAUAUGUUAUAUGUGCUCUCUAUGGUUCUGUCAAUUGAAUACUCGGUGGUGUUCAACAGUCCUCCCUCACAUUGUAUCCUGUGGGAGAAUAUAGAAUGUCUUAUAAUUUCAAACUAUAGCAAGUGAAGUGUAAUUAAAUGUGGCUAUGUAGAAUAUUUUCUUGUGAUUU